CGAACGACGUCAGGAGGAACGUCCCACGAAGUUCUGGUACCUUUUGCUGUGAUGGCCUUAGCUGGCCCCAGUGAGCCACACGACUAUACAGAGGGCGCGUCAGUCAUCGACAUUAACGCUGCUGUUGCCCAUGCGCGGCGCCAUUCAUCAUAUGGCGGGGACAGUGGACAAGGCGCCAUGUUUGACGGACCAGGACAGGAAUCUAUACCUACAAGCAUAUCGAGGAUGUCCUAUACAGAGAAUGGAUUGGCAGGUAGACGGAGAAGCAGGGAGUGGUCGAGGGGCCGGAUGAAGAGUGAGGAGUCAGUUGGACGUACUAGUCGGAGAAUGAGCACAGAUGGUGACUCACUUUCGCUGGCGGCGGAUGAGACGAGGUCUGAUAGCGAAGAAGAAGCGGGGGAGGACGAAGAAGGCAUAAGCCACAGAGGGCGUAGACGCAGGAGAUCCUUAUCACCUACAUUCAACCGGUCCUCUGUAUUCGAAAACAUUGCUAACUUGUUUAGCCGUGGUACAGGGGAGCGCAGGUUUUCGCCUUCACGACGUUCAUCUGCAUCUUCGACUCGAAAAUCACGACGAAGGUCCUCAGAUGCAGGGUCAGAAUUCGCUCCUGCAAAUGAAGGGAAUGAGCGAUGGGGAUACUCGUCCGGAGAGGAAGAUGAUGCGACAGAGUCCGACGGCUCGCAUCCCUUAAACCCUUUCCACAGCGAAAUAGACUAUGGUUCAUACCCUCCAUCUCCAAGUGCAGGCUCACAUCUCCCUCUCUUUGCCGCUGAUGCAAUUUUCGGCGACGAGGUGCGCAUAGACAUAGACAUACCUCAUGAGCCGCUGAAUCCUCCACCCCCUGGGCCGCCAAGCAGACAAACCAUAUAUGUACCGGAAGAGGACAAUACCUUUCGUUUCGUGGGCUAUGAAGUUAUCAUUUGGCGGCAGUGGCUCUGGCGAGUGUGCUGUGCUGCGACUUUAGGUGUCCUGGGUCUCUUGGGCCACUGGUUCCCUCGUAUAUGGCUACGAUGCGUUGUAGAAGAGAAGGCUUUUAGAGACAUUAAGCAUGGUUAUGUUGUCGUCGAGUCUGCACAUAGAGACAUCACACUGUUCCCUGUCAAGCGUCUAGCAUAUCCAUAUGCCAGAUCAACGGUUUUCCCUGUCUCACCUGCAGAAGCGGAUGGACGACCACAGUUGCUGCCACGCGACGAUAACGGCGAGAGACAGGAAAUUCUCGACGACCUCCAUGUCGUCGAUUAUAGAUACUCACGAUUUGCACUUGACGUUCAGACUGGAUUAUUCGGCAUGAUAAGGAACUGGCGUGAUCCAACCUGGACAGGUCUGCAGUCCAUCCAGAACGGACUUCCUCAGUCUGUGAGGCAUCAACGAGUAAUCUUGUUUGGACCGAACAUUGUCGAUAUCGAAGGCAAAUCGACGAUAUCGCUCCUAGUUGAUGAGGUCAUCCACCCAUUCUACGUGUUUCAAGUGGCCAGCAUCAUCCUCUGGUCAUUAGACGAUUACUAUUACUAUGCAUUCUGCAUUGCCCUGAUUUCUACAUUGAGUGUUGUGACAACCCUGAUUGAUACAAAGAAGACCAUCAAGCGCAUGCGGGAGAUGUCUCGCUUCUCCUGUGACGUUAUGGUUUAUGCAGACGGUGGCUGGGUCGAGCGUGACUCUACCAACCUCGUGCCAGGAGAUAUAGUAAACCUCUCUGAACUACGUGUGCCUCUGUUCCCUGCAGACAUGCUUAUUCUCUCUGGCGACGCGAUUGUGAAUGAAAGCAUGCUAACUGGCGAGAGUGUACCUGUUUCGAAGAAUCUAGCCAAGGAUGAUGAUAUCGCUCGUUGGCGGGAUCUCAAGGACGCCCAGGGUGAGCUUGCCAAGAGCUUUAUUCAUGCAGGGACCAGAGUGGUUCGCAUCCGUGGUGCUCUGGCAAGUGAUGGGACCACAGGACAACCUGCCCUUGGACUUGUUGUCAGAACAGGGUUCAACACGACCAAGGGAGCACUAGUCAGGUCCAUGUUGUUCCCGAAACCGAUUGGAUUCAAGUUUUACCGUGAUUCAAUUCGUUUUAUUGGUGUUCUGGCAUGUAUUGCCACCCUUGGUUUCUGUGCCAGUGCUGUGCAGUUUGUCCGACUUGGGAUUACAUGGCCUGUUAUCCUGGUCCGUGCUCUCGACUUGAUAACGAUUGUGGUUCCACCCGCUCUUCCAGCGACCCUCUCGAUCGGGACGAAUUUUGCCAUCGGACGUCUUCGCAAACUUGGAAUCUUCUGUAUCUCGCCCACGCGUGUCAACAUUGGAGGGAAAGUUAACGUAUGCUGCUUUGACAAGACAGGCACACUCACAGAGGAUGGCUUAGACAUUCUUGGCGUGCGCUCCCUCGACCGCAACGUGCACCGCUUUGGUGAGCUCAUAGACAACGUCCAUGAUCUACCUUCCAUCCGCGACCGCACGAGCUUCCUUCACGCACUCACGACAUGCCAUUCCUUGAAGAUGGUAGAUGGCGACAUUAUUGGCGAUCCACUGGACGUCAAGAUGUUCGAGUUUACCAAGUGGACUCUUGAGGAGGGACUGGUCGCGGGGACCGGCAUUAUCAAAGGAAAAAGUGGCAGCGAACGACCAGCUGCGCUUGUCCAGACUGUUGUGCGACCGCCUGGCAGUGCCCAGUUCCGCCUGGAAGAUGCUCUCAAGACGGGGUCGAAGCAUGCUCAUUUCCUUGAACUUGGUGUGAUCCGUACUUUUGAGUUCGUCUCAAGUCUACGGCGGAUGAGUGUUGUGGUCAAACGGCUCAGGAGCACUAGUAUGGAAAUCUACGUCAAGGGGGCUCCAGAGGUCAUGGUGGAGAUCUGCGAGAAGGACUCUUUUCCACAGGAUUACGACGACCUGCUGUCGUACUAUACAAGGCGUGGGUACCGUGUCAUUGCAAUGGCGGGCAAAAGUAUCGAAGGUUUAUCAUGGCUGAAGGCUCAAAAGCUGAAGAGGGAACAAGCGGAAUCGAAUCUUCGUUUCCUCGGACUAAUCAUCUUUGAGAAUAAGUUGAAGCCGGGGACGACUCCUGCCAUCCAGACCCUCCGGGCCGCUCAUCUGGCAUGUAGGAUGAUUACUGGAGACAACCCGUUGACUGCCGUCAGCGUCGCACGAGAGUGCAGUUUGGUAAGCCAAGCUGCACAUGUCUUCGCUCCUGCAUUCGUCCACGGAAAUGCUAAUACACCCAUGUCGAAACUGGAGUGGUCCUCCAUGGAUAACCCCUCUUGGAAACUGGACGACUACAGCCUCAAACCCUUACCUCCACCUCCACACCUUACCGUAGCAGAGCAUGAGGUCGAGUAUCAGGAUUGUGCGUUGGUUGUGACAGGUGAUGUAUUUAGAUGGAUGAUCAACCACGGUCCUCUUGAAACUGUGCAGCGGAUGCUUGUCAAGACUCAGAUCUUCGCUCGAAUGUCGCCCGAUGAAAAGAACGAGGUUGUCGAAAGGCUGCAGACUCUGGGUUACACUGUGCUAAUGUGUGGAGAUGGCGCGAAUGAUUGUGCAGCACUCAAAGCUGCAGACGUCGGUAUUUCGCUGUCUGAAGCGGAGGCGUCUGUUGCAGCCCCCUUCACCAGCAGGACACCCGAUAUCAGUUGUGUCAUCGAGGUCAUCAAGGAAGGAAGGGCCGCGUUGGUCACCAGCUUUUCGUGCUUCAAAUACAUGGCACUGUACUCCAUGAUCCAGUUCACGACGGUCACUCUGCUAUACUCUUUCGCAUCGUCCCUAGGAGAUUUCCAGUUUCUGUACAUCGAUCUCUUCAUUAUCAUUCCCAUUGCCGUUUCCAUGGGACGAACUCUCCCGUAUCCGCGGAUAUAUCCCAAGCGCCCCACGGCUAGCUUGGUGUCAAAGAAGGUCCUCGCCAGUCUGUUUGGGCAGAUAAUAAUCACUAGCGGUGUCCAAGUGUGGACAUUCUUCUGGGUUAGGCGCCAGGAUUGGUAUCAUCUACCGGAUGCAGACCCUUAUGGCGAUGGUGCCCAUCUCAAGGCCACCAACUUUGAGAACUCAACACUAUUUUUAGUAUCUUGUUUCCAGUAUAUUCUUGUCGCAGCCGUGUUUAGCAUUGGGCCUCCUUACCGCAAGUCGAUGUGGACAAACGGUUGGCUGAUGGCAUCAGUCACUGGUUUAUCGCUCCUGAAUUUACUGGUGCUGUUACAACCUCCGAAGCCCCUUGGGCUGAUUCUUGAAUUGAUGCCCCUUCCGUUCUCUGGCAGAGCAUGGCUAGCGGUAUUUGCGCUCACCAAUGUUAUUGUUUCACUUGCUUUCGAGCAAUGGGCCACCCAAUUCAUCUCACAAGUGAUUGGUGUUUUGAUGAACCUACAUUUGGAGAAGAAAAGAUAUCGUGAGGGAAAGGCGUACAAGGCUGUGGAGGGUGGAAUGCAACGUUGAGUAUAAAUACCUGUGCAGAAAUAUAUAUCAUGAUAUCGAUGCUGUUGUCAAUGAGACGGGCGCUGCAACUUGUUAC
Suillus subalutaceus is the source of this 4471-nucleotide messenger RNA. RefSeq lists its product as uncharacterized. The record is from RefSeq and is a predicted model, not a curated record. Gene Ontology annotation, biological process: intracellular calcium ion homeostasis. Gene Ontology annotation, cellular component: membrane. Bases 52 to 4395 code for a protein of 1447 amino acids. Lineage: Eukaryota; Fungi; Basidiomycota; Agaricomycetes; Boletales; Suillaceae. The transcript has 18 exons. Gene Ontology annotation, molecular function: P-type ion transporter activity; ATP binding; ATP hydrolysis activity.